AUGGCGUCAAAUCACGUGCCCACUGACCAGGUGCCGUUGCAAGGCCAGAAUGUCUACGCCGAUCCAUCCUACCAGCACCUCUUUUCUUCUGUCGACCGCUACGGCACCCCCUCGUGGGAGGCCCAGCUACACCAGCACUCACCCCUGCCGCCGACGGCAUCGGGCCAGAACUGGCACCCUGGCUCGUUUGCACAACAACCCUUCAACGCCAUCAGCCAAUCGUAUGCUGCUCAGAACCAUGCUUUGCGUACAGAGUCGCCCUACCAGUAUGGCCAGUUCAGCCAACAAGGUCCUUUGGCCAACUAUGGUCAGGCCUCGAAUGUUGACCCGUCGCUGGGCAUGGAUCCCAAUGCCGUCCGCCAGCAACAACACUCUCCUUACCAGAUGCCAAUGCGCACUGUGACUCCUCAAAGCCAUGUUGGCACAGUGACGCCGCAAGCUCUACAGCAGGACACUGGUUCACUUCGGACUAACUCAACGCAAACUAACAUGAUGCAGCUGCCCAAGCCUACUGCAGAGACAUUUACUCAGCAGCGCCCUGCACCGGCCUCAUUUGCGAAGCCAGUGCCUGUCCCUGAGUUUGAAAUACCAAAGGGUAGAAAAUCGGGUGGUCUCUAUGUUGUUGAUCAAGCUGCUUUGGCAAAGGCCACUAAUUCUACUCCGUUGAAUAAAUUCGUGACUCUGGGAAAUGAACCCUUUCAUCUGGCAACAAAUAGAACUGCGCUUCCAGUUUAUGUUGCUCGAAAUUCCCUAAAGGAUCUGAAAAAGGCAGGGGCAGACAGCAAGAAGCUCCGCGCCAAGCAACUCGCCUCCAAGUCACACUCAAAAGCUCUAAACUCUGCGAGGAAACCCACAGAGUUGAAGAGAGAAGUCAGUGACAGUGGCAGUUCCUCUGAGUCAUCUGACUACGAUACAGACUCUUCUGAUGAAGAAGAAGAGGAGAUGCCGAUCCCUGCGUCGCGGCCAGAGGACCCUGACGCCGCCGUUCGAUAUGAUGUUGUCAAGGCUACAUGGCAUCCUUCCACAUCUUCACCAAGCUCUGAAAAGAUCAAGAUUAGUAUGCGUGAGGUCUGGGAGGUGCUCAACACCAUCCAAAAGCGGUGGCGAGCCGACAGCAAAGCUGUAACGGAGGCCGAAGAGCAAAAGAAGACAGGUGAGCUGCCGGUACUCAAGAGUCGAGUCACGAGUCAACGUGACCUUCUCAAGUCUGCUCUUGAGGCUGCAUUGCAGUCUGCACAUCCUGAUGUGCUUUACCAGUUGGGGCAGAUCAAGCCAUUCCUGUAUCUGUGCUACCAGUUCUUGGCGAACCGAUUCCAUAGUAAAGAUUACGAUGGCCCAUUGUCCGCAGUCAUCUACGAGGUACUCUCGCGAUGCGGCACACUGACUUCUGAGCUCCUCGAAGAGACUAAGCUUAUCAAAGCACUUGCGUCUAUGAAGAAACACGCAAAUGAUAAGCAUAAGAAUUUUAUACAGCAAGUGAUGGACAGCGCUGCCGCCAAUUCUAAAAAGGCAAAAGCAAGCCCUCCGCCAAAGACUGAAUCGGCAGAUGGCAAGGGUGUUAAGCGACCGGCAUCUGAUGCUACAAACCGUUCGGCCAAUGAGUCAGCAAUGAUGAAGAAGCCAAAGGCAUCUGAUGCCGCCGCUUCAGCCGCAAAGACUGCUCCUGCUACAACCACACAGAAACGACCCGGAGAGAAGACAGCGCCAGCACCCGCACCCGUCAAGACGCGUGUUAGCCAAGUCACCAGCAAGCCUUCGGGUAUCUUUGCCUCACUCAAUGCAGCAAGCAAGAAGACAACACCAGCUUCGGCUACUGCAAAGGGUGCCGCAUCAGCCAAAGCUACCACCCCGGCUACAAAGGAGAAGAAGGUUGUGGCGACGCCUGCGGCAAAGCCUGCUUUUUCGUUUGCCCAGACAAUGGCAUCGCUCCAAAAACCCAAGGAACAAGAAAUUGCGCCCACCAAAUCCGAGAAACCUCUACCAGUAGAAACCGAAGAAGAAAAGGCCAAACGGCUACGAAAAGAGUCUCGCAGACAUCUGCGUGUAGCCUGGCGGCCGGAUACAUCACUGGUAGAGAUCAAGUAUUUCGACCACGAGGCCGACGAUGAAGAGAUGGACCACAAAGAACAUCACCUCGUGCGGGAUGCUGGCGACCUUGGUGGAGAGGGACGUAUGUUCAAGCAACACAAAGAGCUUGACCUUGACGACGAUGAUGAGGACCUGGAUGGCGAACAGCGGUCAUGGGCACCACCAUCCGAAGUUGACUUUAGUGUUGUACACCCUGAAGAACGUCAACGAAACUACGCGCCGUAUGGAGGAGGUCUCCAGCAACCCAUCUGUCCUGAGAAAGAGGCCAACAUGCAGCGCGAGAACGCUACAUUAAUGGUCUACUAUUCUAGCAAUGACGACAUUCCACCGACUCCAAAAGAGCCCGCAGAGCAGGAGAACCCAUCUACUGCUCCUGUCGUCAACUUUGGACCACCGCCCGAGACAGUUCUAAGGAAAUGCCCACAACCACCUGUGGCAGCGACUGUGCCGGACUUCAGUCAACUGGAGAACAUCAUCAAGCAAUUGUCGGCUACCAACCAAGCUCAAGCCGCUCCCCCUGCCCCAACAGCUCCGGCUGAAAACACGUACACGCCUCCGCCUCCCGCAGCCGCUCCUACAUUCGACGCCGCCGGUCUUCAAAACCUCCUCAACUCCAUCAGUAACAGCCAGCCUCCUCCCCAGGCCCCACCACCCGCGUCGUUUCCAAUGCAAAACCCACCCCAACAACCCGGUGUAAGCCUUGACAUUGCUGCCUUGAUCGCCAAUAUGCAAGCAGCGACUGGCGGUGCACUCCCUCCUCCCCCUCCACUACCUACUGGAUUCCCACCAUUUCCUUUCACGUUUCCACCCCCAACCCAGCAAACUGAUGCUGCCGCAUGGUCUCAACCGAUGCAAGACACUACAUAUCAAACUCAGACACAAUCCCAGUACAACCAGCAACCCAACGCUGGCACCAAGCGGCAACGCGACGAUAGCAAUGGCAUCAACGACCGCAACCAAGGGAAGCGACCCAAGAACCGAGGAGAUCACAAGCCUCACAAAGUGCUCGCAUGCAAGUUCUUCCAAAAGGGCCAAUGCAACAAGGGCGACAACUGCACAUACAUCCACGACUUAAACCAAUGA
Messenger RNA from Bipolaris victoriae FI3, 3171 nucleotides. RefSeq lists its product as hypothetical. The transcript is spliced from 3 exons. Lineage: Eukaryota; Fungi; Ascomycota; Dothideomycetes; Pleosporales; Pleosporaceae. The record is from RefSeq and is a predicted model, not a curated record. Gene Ontology annotation, molecular function: metal ion binding. The coding region runs from base 1 to 3171 and encodes 1056 amino acids.